Magnusiomyces paraingens is the source of this 234-nucleotide messenger RNA. RefSeq lists its product as uncharacterized. The record is from RefSeq and is a predicted model, not a curated record. Gene Ontology annotation, cellular component: U1 snRNP; U5 snRNP; SMN-Sm protein complex. Gene Ontology annotation, biological process: spliceosomal snRNP assembly; mRNA splicing, via spliceosome. Gene Ontology annotation, molecular function: RNA binding. Bases 1 to 234 code for a protein of 77 amino acids. Lineage: Eukaryota; Fungi; Ascomycota; Dipodascomycetes; Dipodascales; Dipodascaceae. The transcript has 4 exons.
AUGGUGAAAGCAGCUACGCCGGAAUUUAGAAAGUACUUAGACAAGAAAGUUCUUGUCCAGCUUAACGGCUCUCGAAAAAUCAAAGGUGUGGUAAGAGGUUACGACCUCUUUCUUAACGUUGUCAUCGAUGAAGCGGUCGAAGAAAAACAAAAUGGUGAAGUUGUUAAAGUUGGUAUUGCUGUAAUCAGAGGAAAUUCAAUUACGUCGAUAGAGGCUCUUGAACGACUAUCUUAA